ACGCUCAUUCAACCGCGGGCCAGCAGCUCAGACAGGCACCUUGUUACUAUCCAGCUGGAAAGAGCAGAGCACUGCGAGGUGCACACACACACACACACACACACACACACACACACACACACACACACAAACACACAGACACAAAUACUCACACACGUGAGCAUCCUCAAACAGCCCAGGACUUUUUAUCUGGGGACCAGCAAAGAAGAAGGAAGGAAGACAAACUGAGAGACGAGGAGCAGGAUUAAAGAGGAACUUUUAAAGGUGGAUUCAUUGAAUUACAACACUUUCUGAAAGAAGUGGACACACAGACAAACAGGACUAAAGAUGACAACUGGAGAAAAGAGCUUGUUUCUGUAGGGAGGCCUGCUGUCAGCACGGAGUGGACACUGGUUGUUGGUGCCAUCCAGAGGGUCUGCGGAGAGCGUGCAAUUUCCCCCUCCCUUCAGGACUCCCACCCUCUUGUCAUCCCUCCACCGGGACCUCUCCUGAUCAUCAGCAUGCCUACAGCUUGCACAAGGUGCACCUUGGGAGUCUGACCCACCAUGUGCAGAUGGACGCCGUCCGUAGCCCAUCUCUGUCCUGAACCUACCCUUGGCACCACCACUGCUGCAGCCUCCGCCAGGCGACUUCUCCCCCUACCCAGUGCAGCCUCCCUUUGCUUGGCAUGCUUCACUCUGCUCCUGGUCACCGCUGGCACUGCCACAGGGGCCUGUCCUCCCGGGGUAGGGCAUGAAUCCCUACAGGUUCUCACAAGUGGCAUCAACUGUUCAUGGACAUUGGAAAGGCACACUCGCAGUUACAAUCACCUAGAGGGCGAUGUCCGACUACGGCGGCUUUACUCUGCUAACAAGUUCUUUCUGUGCAUUGACAAAACAGGCAAGGUGGACGGCACUCGGCGGAAAAACUACGCAGACAGCCUGAUGGAAAUCCGAUCUGUCAGUGUGGGAGUUGUUGCCAUCAAAUCUGUCAGCACCGGGCUGUACUUAGCUAUGUCCAAGAAAGGCACGCUCUUUGGAUCGGUGAAGUACAACCCGAGCUGCAAGUUCAAGGAGCGCAUUGAGGAGAACGGCUACAACACGUACGCCUCCCUGCGUUGGAAGCAUGGCGGCAGGCAGAUGUUUGUUUCACUUAACGGGCGUGGGAAGCCGAGGCGGGGUCACAAGGCUCGACGAAGGCACCCAUCCACCCAUUUCCUGCCCAUGCUCCCAUCCUAGCUUCGCAAGUCUGAACUCUGAGCGGCAACUGGCUGGCUCGCCUGCCUCCCCACACUAGUGUUGAUCUAGCUGUGAUCUUUAUUUUUAUUACUCCAUCCUCCUGUCAAAUAAAUGUACAUUUGUUGAGGUCUGUAACAUUUGUAGAGUUAGAUAUGUACUUUUAAGUUAUUUUCUUCAUUUUCUAAUGAUGUUCAGCAACACAGUCCAAUACCGUAGAAUAAUUCUUUCUUCAAGAAUCUGUCUGGUUACAGUUUACGUCUGUGUGUCUGGAGUGGAUGUAAAGUGGUGUUAGGGUGACUUUAAGAGACUGUAAGAGGACUGAAAAGGGAUGGCAGGGCUUGGAAACAAAACGUGGCCCACUGGUUUCUUUUUUACCCCAUUUCAGAUGUUCAACUGAAUAAGAAGGGAAAUCAUAUUAUACUUAUCAAUCUGAAAUGGAAGUAGCAUUAUGAAACAAAAAGAACUUUGAGAUAUGUAGCUACAAAUCAGGGACUAAUAGCUCCUUAAAGCUCAAUAAGGGAUGGGCUAAAUGCAUUGGCACAACACAGAACACAAAAUAUUUGUAUAUGUACCUUUGAUGACACUGGGGUCAUAUCCUUGGUGUUUUGGGGGAUUAAGCAAUGUGGGUGUGGGGGGAGGGUCACACUCUACAAUUAAAAACUAACAUAUUGUGGCUAGUUCUUGAGCUGAUUCCAGUAUUUCUAAACUUAAAGGUGUCUUAUGUAAGUUUUCACUUUAGCUGAGCAUGGCUUGUUGCCAGGUACGAGUGGUGGUGAUGGCCACUAAUCAACAGCUUCAGCCAUCAUUGUGUUUACAAGCUAUAGAGCAUAAUACGUCUUCAGUUUCUGCUGCGAGGAACUGUUACAUUGGCAAGUAGCUUUGAAGCAGCGAUCAAUGCUAACAUUGAUCGGCUUUGUAACAAUAGCAAAAACUUACAUAUAGCUCCUUUAAUAUUGUAUAAUUAUACUUUAAAUAAAUAUGUGGAUUUAUCAUGUUGAAUAUAUUUCUCAUCUCAAGCACAUGGUUAUCAUCACCUCACAUAGGAAAAUCCGAUAUUGAUGGAUUUCCAUGUAUGUCCCAUGUGAAAUGUUUGAUAUUAAUUGUGCACCACAGUGUCACAUAUGUUUUAUCAUGUAACAGUGACCGCAUCGUUUCUAAAAUCCUGGCUGUGGCCCUUCUACAAAUCUAUGUGAUCACUGUUGCUUGGGAUAUAAUGAUGCUACAGGAUAAGAUGAGAUGAACAAAAUACAUACACCAGUGAAAAGAACACAGCAGUAACAAAGCUAACUACUGGGAUGUGUGUGUUUCUCUCAGAAUGCUUCUGACAUCCAACAGCCCACAGCUAAUAGGUUAGAAAUCAGUAUCUCCACUUCUGGGUCUGAGAUAAUUAAUAUACGUUUUGAGACAUUUAAUGCAUUACAAAGAAUGUAGUUACAUCAGAGAUCACAACAUCAUUAAUUUUGUACACAGUUGUAAAUGGUUAUUACGUCUGUCUUGCUAACAUUUUCUCAACAACAACCCUGUUGCUAAUAGAGCAUUUAAUAUAUUUAAAACAUUGUGUACUCUUUAACUGUUUAAGGUUAAUGUUUAUUGUUAUUGUUGACUUUUUGUGUUGGAUUGUAGUCCUACUGUUAAAAAAUAAGGGGAAAAUUAACUGUAUUCAAGCCCAUAUUCCAUUCAUUUUGUAUGGUAAUUUUACUGGAUAUUUGUGAUUCAUUUAUCAUAAACUGUUUUCUGGUUGUAGGCCAGUACUGGCAGGUUGUAUAUAAGGCCAAAAUCCUCAGAACAAACCAAUCUUUAUUUCAGCAAAGUAAA
This is a messenger RNA of Hippoglossus stenolepis (Pacific halibut), 3032 nucleotides long. It is a transcript of the gene fgf22, whose product is annotated as fibroblast growth factor 22. Gene Ontology annotation, biological process: regulation of cell migration; positive regulation of gene expression; animal organ morphogenesis. The record is from RefSeq and is a predicted model, not a curated record. Gene Ontology annotation, cellular component: cytoplasm. Bases 546 to 1217 code for a protein of 223 amino acids. The transcript has 3 exons. NCBI's taxonomy places the organism in Eukaryota, Metazoa, Chordata, Actinopteri, Pleuronectiformes, Pleuronectidae. Gene Ontology annotation, molecular function: growth factor activity; fibroblast growth factor receptor binding.